GUUUUACAAAAUACUUAUUUAUAUAAUAUUGAAAAAUUGUUACAUCUUUUUUGCUCUUAAUCUAUUACCCCUUAAUUUCAAUCUCUUAAUAAUCUGACCAUUACCUUCCAGGCCAAGAAAGACGUUGCUGAUAAAGAAUCCGAGCUCGGUCAUCUGAGAGAGAAAGUGGUGACCUUAGAACAAAGAUUACAGGACAAUGACCUGUCGCAAGAUGAUCAUAUCAAAGCCAUCCAGUCAGAGAGAGACAACCUUGAACAAAAAGUGGAAGAAACCAGAAAAGAACUUGCAGCUGACAGAACCGAAUCCAGCGAAAAAAUUAGCAGUCUAGAAAACCAGAUCGAGCAUCUCAACACAAAGAUUUCGGAAGACACGGAGGAGCAUCGGAGUAGCUUGAGCAGAGCGGAUUCGGCCCAGACUCAACUCAGAAAUGAAAUCUCUGACUUGAAGAGCAGGUUGGAUGCUGCACAGAAGGAGACAGGCUCACUUCAGCGGGAAUCGAUGGUGAAGGAGGCCCAGCUAAAAGCGCAGAAAGAAGUGAACGAAGCAGAACUAACAAUGGCCAAUCAGCAGCUGACAGAGGUUAAGAGACAAUUCAUGGAAUCCAAAAAACAACUCCAGGACAAGGUCGCAUCCUUGGAGGCUAAGGUCAUCGCCGUGGAAACGGCACGAGAUUUCGACAAAAGUGCCUCAGAACACAAACUGGCAAGAUUAGAUUCCAUAAAUGAGGAAUUUCUUGAAAAGGAGAUUGAGCAUGAAAAGCAGGUUUCAAUUCUAGAGGAAGAACUGGAUAGAUUAAAAAAAUCCUUAUCUUCAUCUGAGGCUAAGCUACACCAACUACAGGCUGAUUUGGAGAGUGCUAAUACAAGGGCCGAAGAAUCACAAACAAAUACCCAAGAAACAGAGAGUUUGAUAUCAAGACAGAAGGAACAGCUUUCAAUACUUCAUGCGUCUGUCAAAGAGAAAGAGCAACACAUCAAGAAGCAUGAAUCAGAGCAUCAAUCAUUACAGCAAACUAAUGAAAGUCUGAAGCAAAGACAAGAGGAGCUGGAGAAAUCGCAUAAACUUUCACACGAGGAGGCGCAAAAAAUUGUCUUUGAGAAAACGGAAACCGUCAGUGUCUUACAGCAAUCACUCAAUGAGAAAGGAGAGGAAUUGGCUCUUAUAACACAGAAGCUUCAAGAGCUUGAGGCCAAACUGACAAGGGUAGAAGCCGAAGCUCAGGCGAGGAUAGAGGAGACGGAGAUGAACGGUCAUAUAGAGCUGCAGAACCAAGAGAGGUUAAAGCAGACGGUGGAGAGUUUGGAGCAGCAGCUGGUCGAUAAGAAUAAAACGGUCAAGAUGCAACAGCAGAGAUUAUCGGACCUCAAGAAAACAUUACAGAGAGAACUAAAAGUGCAAACCAUCGCCGGCUACGAGUCACCUGAGGAAGCUCUCCGUGGCAACGACACCCAGGUCGACAAGAACAAGCUCUCCAUCCCCGCGAACAACUUCCACGGCAGCAAUAGCAACCUGACGCAAUCAACAGUAUUAACCGAUCAAGAUGGGGGCCUAUCAAGGUCCGACUUCAGAGAGAUCAACUUCCAAUACCUCAGACAUGUUGUCUUUACAUUUAUGAGCUCCACGGAUUAUGAGGCCAAGCAAUUGUUGAAGGCCGUUUCUACCGUCCUGGAGCUGACGCCAAAGGAAGAAAGCAUGAUCAGAAAAACAUUAGAUUGGAAGACAUCAUGGUUUGGGCCGAAACCGGCGAUGAAGAAACUAGUCCAGGUCGCCACACCAGGGUCGGGGAUGCGAUGAUGACGACGACGACGGGUCCAGUCCGGGGCCACACUGCGGCCUACGUGUACUUCCAAUUCUUGCCUUAGCGUAUUCACCAAGGUGCAGUUCGGUGUAGUCUAGAUGAUGUAGAUCUGGUCCAUACGGCAAAAGUGUAAUGUUACAGAGAUCAGGGGAGAGAUUCACGACAGGACAUUAUAUCCGAUGGUUACCUUGGUACCAUUGCUUCUCAGCCAAUCAAAAUCAAGGAAAGUCAUCAGAUCUGACAACUUGUCUGACAAAAAUCUUGAUGAAAUACUCCCCAGACCUUGCCAUCAGUGCAGAAAUGAGUAGAUGACAAACAGUCCAUGAUAGUCACUUGGUCAAGCUAACCGAAAGAUUAUAGUGUUAAUGGACCUCUAUGAAGAUCAAUCCUUGAUAUUCAAAGUGAUUUCAUCUCAUCAAUGCAGAAAUAAAUGAUCAAGGAACAUUUACUCGAUGUAAACCUUGUCUUCAGGAAGGAUUUAAUUACAGAUGGCCUUUUCAUAAGAUCAACACUUUCCAUACUCAUCAGUGCAAUCAACAGUCGAGAUCUGGGUCCCAUAACACAAAGGUUAGCAAUGAUUGUAGAACAUUCUACGAUUGAUUGCAUUGACUACAAUGCACAAUCAAUCGUGGAAAUCAAGCGUACGGUUAAUCGCUAACCUUUGUGUUACGGGACCCUGAGGAGGGCAAACAAGCCCCCCUCCCUCAGGCUGUGCAAAUUCAAAAUAGCCUGGGCUACUGAGGGCUACAGUAAAUUGGAGUGAAAAACCUGGCAUAGUUGUGGUGUCAACUCUUGAGGGUUUCCAUGGCAAAGAAGAAGAUUGUAGAGGUUUCACGGUACACUGUAUUCUUUCGUGGGCAAGUGUUGGUCCUGAAAAGGACCGCCCAAACUCGACGUUUCAACAAGUGUGUUCUUGUCGUCUUCAGGAUAAGGUGGUCCUUUCAGGACCAGCAUAUGCCCAUGAGAGAGGAAUCACAUAACCCCUAGACUCAUAUCUCUUCACUGGUUACCUGUUGUACAGCGCAUAACUUUUAAAUUGCUCCUACGUGUUUUCCAUUCAUUACACGGAACUGCACCACAAUACAACUCUUCCUUGAUUACUCCUAACAAUCCCUCUCGCAACCUUAGGUCUGCUUGUUCAUCCUUACUUGCUGUACCACAAUCUCAUAAUUCAUGGGGGGAUCGAUCAUUUCAUGCUGGGCCAUUCCUAUGGAAUAAACUUCCAAAAGAAAUCCACAAUGUUUCUUGUCUCACCACUUUCAAAAGUUCUCUGAAAACCUGGUUAUUCACACAAGCUUUUAGGUAAUUCUUAUUUUCCAUCCUCUUUUUAGUACAUGUAGGUUUUCUAUAUUCCUUCUUUUCUUUUUCUUUAGUGCGCCAUGAGCAUCUUUUUAUGAUGGAUACCGGGGCAUUACAAAUGUUCAUAUUGUUUUUAUUAUCAUUAAUACAUGUGUACCGUGAAACCGCUACACUGUUAUGGUGUCGAAUCAUCACGUUUGGAGAUGUAGUGGAACUUAGUCAUUACACCAUACAAUCAUAUAUUGUCUGUUUUUAGAGCUAGAAGGGAGUAACUCUGUGAUAGACAGAUUGGUAAAGUCCUUUUGCCUCCAAACAGUUGCUUAUGAAAUACUUAAAAGCUGCAAUCCUCCCCUUGCAUGUAAUAGCCAUUGAAGAUGUGCAACGCCAGUCACAUCAACAGAAAAAUGUCUAGAAAUGCCUUCAGUGAAUGCUUCUGUCAAUUAUGUCUUGGGAAGUUUCAAGAUGUAGGUGACUGCUCCAAGAUGCCAUUAUGAUAAUCUAAUCCAAAUAGUCAAUCGAUAUAGCACCCUUCCUUUUCCUUACAAAGUGCUACACACACACUAUUCCAUGUUUGGGCCACUAUAUCAAUAGCUCAACACCUCAGAUAAAGGGCUUGCAUGAACUCGCUUGAUAGAUUGGCGAUGAUAACAUAUGAUAUAAUGAAAUUAAAAAGAUUAAUGCUUUCUUGAAAAUUUUGACAUUAGAUACCGGUCUACUAUGUGUAAGUGCCAAUCUUGAAACUCCAAUAUUGAAAAAAUGUUCUCUUCUGUAGAUGUUUACUACUACAUUUGACAAAAAGAAAUUGAAAAUGCAAUGUAAUAGAACAACUGAAUUUGCUGAAUAGGUUUUAAAAGAAAUUAUAUAAAAUUAAUUUAAUCAUUCCUGCCUCCAAGAUUAUUGAGGACAUUCGAAUCUUAUUAAGCUAGACCAAAUAGAUUUAAUGUUAAUGCAUUCUUGAUAAGAUCGCAUGAAGUAGAUCUGCACAAUUUCUAUGUUUUGUCAAUUAUUCAUAUGAUUAUAUCAUCGUACAAUUAUUUAAAGUGAUAUGUUUCCGUCAACUUCAACAAUGCUUCCAAAUUGGUUUAUAGUAGUAAACUUGUGUACUAUUCAAUUCAUAAAACACCCAGUUUGACAAUUUGAUACUUGCCAAAAAAAAUUCGUUCAUGAAUAUUCAUGCAAUCCAAGCAUAAAAUGCUUUCAAGUACUUGUAACAGUUAAUGUAAUACUACAUAUCGUAUAUAACAUUGGAAAGUCUUUUCUUCUGUGGAAUUUGCAAUUCUGUACGAAUAUGUAAUAUACAAUGUUAAAAAUUAUUGUAUAAACUGCAGCAGUUUACAGGCAACUGGCCUUACAUUAAAUUGAUGCAUUUUUAAAAUUCUCUAAAGCUGGCACAAUAUCUUAAUCAAAAACUGAAAAGAUAAUACUUUUACUGCAAUGUCUGGUUGCGAGUCUGUAUUAAACUGAAUAUUCCUUCAGUGUAUAUCAAAUUUUCUUAAUUAAUGCUCUUAAAUUUUGAAUAUUUGAAGGUUGCCUUUUCCAAUCUCCUGAUAUAUUCUCAUUACCUAAAAUAUUAUUUUAUAAUUAAGUGUAAAAGUCUUAUUUUUAUAUUUUUCAUUAUGGAUGAUAUAAAAAAACUAUGAUUUUGAAGGUUGAUUCAUAAACUGCUUUGUGUUGAAACCUCACUCUUGUUGAACAAAACCCUUCAUUGUUCCUUGUUUAAUUUUGGGAUUUCCAUGAUUAACUUAAUGUGUCAUUGAUCUUAUGUAUAAAAAUUGAACAACAUUAUUCAAUAUUUCUGUUUCAAUUCGAAAUAUUGAUUAUUUGUAAUGGGUUAUGUGCAAAUAUGAUCUCUGAAACUUCUACAUCAUUAAAUAUAGGAAUUAUAAUAGUUUCAUUUAUAAAGUAAAAGUGAGUCAUAAGAGAGCAUACUAUAUAUUUAAAAUGAAGUGUAUUCAAGCUUAUUUAAUAAGUGAAAUCAUAAUGAUAAAAAAAUAUAUAUUUCAUUAUUUGCAGAGGGCUAAUGGGAAUUUUGUGAUUAUUGAUGAUUUUGUAGUGAAAGAGUAGAGAAUUACAUGUAGGGCAUGAGUUCAACCCCAAAUUGUCAGAUAUAUUUCAUUUUGCAUUUCCAAUUCAAGGGCAUUCACAGGAUAAUCAUUUGCUGUACACCCCUAUUACUAUGAUUAUAUGAUAUUCAUCAUGAACAGAAUGUGAAAUCCAUCAAAUGUCACCAAACUCUUUUUCCCAAGAACUUAUCUGUUUCUUUACCUCAAAUUGUGUUAUCUGUAUCCAGUGUUAAUUUCAUAUUAUUUGUUUAGUCUCUUUUUAGGUUUUCAAGCAAAUUGUGCAGUUGAGGGUACCAUAUCGUCGGCGGUCAUCCGAACCGUCGUAUAACACAUACGACGGUGCAAACCCAUUUCAGAGAAAAUCGACUUCAAAGUUUACUAAAAUUUUCACACUUAGUUCUCCAGCCUUACAACAUAUUCAUUGCUAGAAAAAUACAUGGUUGGAAAUACCAAGACAAUUGCUUGACAAUGGUAUCCUUAUUUUUACACAAAACCAAGGAUCAGAGAAAAUAUGGCAACAGAGCUACAUGCUUGUAAUUUCGGUUUGAGCGGUUUAGAUUUCUCCCGUACAAAAACGCCAUAGGGAAUACCACAACCCUGACCGCGAUUUUGAUGCGCGCGGCCAGUCAAAACGUAUCGCUUUUCACGUGCAAAGUCAAUGCAGUGCAGAUGGCCGAUACGACAGUUUGGCUGACCGUGCGCAUUGAAAUCGCGGUCAGUCAAAAUGUCGUAUCACUCUGCUUCUGUACACAUUUCCAAUGGGAUUUGCGCAUUUUAUGAAAAAUUUGUACGGCAUCGCCAUAAAAUCCCCUUAUAUCUCAUAAAUUAAUAUAAAUUGCUGCCUAGAAUUUUUUUUUUUUUUUUUUUUGGACCAAAAUUGACUGAUACGACGGUUCAGAUGAACGCUGAUGAUAUUAUACACCCCUUUUAGAGUUGUAAUGUCCUCUUUUUCAUAAUUCACAAGAUAUCUGCCAUUUUAUUUAUUUUCUGUAUGUGAUACAGACCAAUCACUGUGAAAGCAUGUCCUACGACAUGUUUUCUGACUGUCAUUUUUGAUAAAUUAUGUUAUUUUUUAAUGAAAUAUGUAACUAUAUUUUGGCAGAUAUAUAUUACAGUGUAUUUCAUAAGUUUGAUUCAUUGUACCUCAGAGUAUUACAUUUAGUGCAUUGUUUAUGUAUUGCUUUUGAAAUGUCUAUUAUGUAAUCUGUUUUGUAUAAUUUUUCUUUUCUUUUUUUAUCAUUCUAACAUUUCAGCACUUCUUUUAUGUCAUUUUGCUCCCAUAUAUUAAUUUCAUUUAUUCCACAUUAAAAAUCAUACAGAAAAAUUACAAAAAUUCAC
Molecule: messenger RNA, 6498 nt
Organism: Lytechinus pictus (painted urchin)
Lineage: Eukaryota; Metazoa; Echinodermata; Echinoidea; Temnopleuroida; Toxopneustidae
Product: golgin subfamily A member 1-like
Exons: 13
Coding region: 499-1794 (431 amino acids)
Cellular component (GO): Golgi apparatus
Source: RefSeq, a predicted model, not a curated record